CAAGAGCCAAAUCCACAGCCAGACUGACUACGUAACAGCUUACUUGAUUUAUCACAUGGAAGGAAUGCUGAUCAACAAUAACCUAAUGAUCAUAGACACUCCAGGAUUUUGUGAUACAAGAAGUAUUGAGUACCAGAAUCGCGUGACUGAACGUUUGUCCUCUUUUUUGUUGAAUGACUUUGGAAUUGAUAAUCUGCACUGCAUUGGGCUGGUCGCCAAAGCUAAUCAGAACAGAAUUUCAAGAGUCCAGCUCAAUAUCCUGAACGCUUUCUCCUCACUGUUAUCGCAUGACGUCACUCCCAUAACGAAACUUUUGGCUACAUUUGCCUGUGAUGAUAAUCACGUACACGAAGUUGUGAAAACUGCUGGCAUUAAUUUUAGUAGCGUAUAUGAGUUUGAUAAUUGGCCUCUUUACAUAACACGCAAUAACACUGAUCGUAGGUCAAGCCUUAAUCACGAAUACAGAUGGGACAACAUGCAGGAGGAGCACUUACGAUUUCUGAAAGAGUUAAGUGCAGUGCCUCCAGUAAGCCUCAAAAACACUCGGCAGCUCCAAGCGGAGCGAAGGCUUCUUGCAGAGACCAAAGCCAUACUGAAGGAUGAAGUCAAACGCGCAGCUUCUUUGGCACGAGCUCACGGUAAACUGAAAAGAGAAAUGAACAAACUCCUAGAUGAAGCGGAGAACAUUAAGUGGAAAUACAAUGAAAAGAAUGUUACUAUUGACAGACGUAAAGUUGAGCGUGGUUUUCACACACACAACUGCGAGAUUUGCGUGAAGACCUGCAAAACCUGCAAGAACCCCUCAAACAUCAAGGCUGGGAUCGUGGGAACAACCACGGGCGUGGGAACUGGCGUAGCAACAGGUAUUUUCUCUGCCUUGAUAAGCGGAGCGGUAAUUGGGGCCGAAGUCGGGGUAUUAGGUGGUCCAAUAGGCGCAGCUGUAGGGUCUUCGAUCGGUGCAGCAAGUGCUUUGACCUUUGGCCUUAUUGCAGGAAUCAGGAGUAGGAAAACAAAGUUUGAAUGUCCGCUUGUAUCUUGGGAUAUAACGUGUAAGGCAAGUGGAUGUUUGCAUAAGAUGUCAGAACACGAAGUAGGAAGUUAUUCAAUAACUGAAUCAGAAAACUGGACUGAGAAGAUUGAUUUCUUGUCAAAAGCUAAAUAUGAUGAAUUAGUUAAACAAAGUCGCAAAACAGAGAGUCUAAUAAAAGAAAACGAGGAGAAAAUUCAUGGUUGUAGAGAGUACUUGACAAAAUUAGCGGUGAAAGUUGUGAACCACAUCAAAACAAUAAGAAAGUUGAGCAUGGAAUCCGAUUCACUUACCCAAGAAAAGUUCCUUGAGGAGACGAUUGCAGAGGUGAAAGAUCUGGAGGAAGUUAGGAUCCUGAGAAUAAUUUUUGCGGCUGUGGACUCACUAGACAGUGACAUGGAGAAAGGUUUUUAUUUGCAGGACAUUUCAGGCCAACUGAAUUAAAGUAGCACAAGAACUUAGUUGUUUUUAUUUCAACGAGAAUGGAUACUGAUUGCAUUGCAGUAAUUAAUUAGACACUGCCUCCUAUUUUGAAAUGUAAUAGUGAAAAGAAGUUCUUAAAAAAGAUAUUAAAUGUAUUAAUGCGAAGAGCGGAUAGCCUGCUCUUAACGUUAGAAAAAUGUAUAGAUGAUUAGAUUUCAAAUGUACUACAGCAUUAUAGCGUCUCAAGAGUCUAAACGAGUACUGCAGAUUUCCUCUCAAGUGUGAUUGUAAUUUCAAGAAAUUUAAAUAAUUUCUUCUAUAUGACGUGUUUUUUUUUUUUUCUUUCUUUAUCAUCAUCAUCAAGGAGCAUUUGGGUAUUUCUUGCUAUGAUCGGCAGGAUUUAGUUAAACAAUGUGCUGAUGUAUAUAGUAGAAUAAAAACUGGUAUAUU
Penaeus monodon (black tiger shrimp) is the source of this 1900-nucleotide messenger RNA. RefSeq lists its product as uncharacterized. NCBI's taxonomy places the organism in Eukaryota, Metazoa, Arthropoda, Malacostraca, Decapoda, Penaeidae. The record is from RefSeq and is a predicted model, not a curated record.